Messenger RNA from Perca fluviatilis (European perch), 4653 nucleotides. Its product is annotated as endoplasmic reticulum membrane sensor NFE2L1-like. Lineage: Eukaryota; Metazoa; Chordata; Actinopteri; Perciformes; Percidae. The record is from RefSeq and is a predicted model, not a curated record. Gene Ontology annotation, molecular function: RNA polymerase II cis-regulatory region sequence-specific DNA binding; DNA-binding transcription factor activity, RNA polymerase II-specific. Bases 518 to 3226 code for a protein of 902 amino acids. The transcript has 9 exons. Gene Ontology annotation, cellular component: nucleus. Gene Ontology annotation, biological process: regulation of transcription by RNA polymerase II.
CAGUGGGUGUGGCUUUAAGUAGUCUCACCACCUCGCGUGCCCAGAACAGAGACAGAGACAGAAACCGGGACAGUGUGACACACCGGGCUACGCUCUGAGCUGGAAGAAACGUUUGGGAAGUGUCCAUGAAGACCAACAGGUUUUGGAUGAGCCACGGAACGUAUCAGUCUUUGUUUUUGAAGAGUUCCUCCUUCUAAACUUUGGCCCUGAGCAGCUCGAACAGAGCAGUUUUGUGGAACCGUGUCUGGUUCUACAUCAUAAAGUCCCUACCAGAGGAAUUUUUCAUCAUAGUUUAAGGGGUGAAAAAAUAAAAUACAUUAUUUUUAAUGUUUUAGUGGUUAUACCUAGAAGGUUUUUUGGAGCCCCUCUCCUUCCUCAGGGAGGUCAGCAGUUACUUACAGAACGUACAGGGACUUAACACUUUGCCCACGGACACAAAGACAGAAGAGACACUCAUUGUGGUGGGGACUGGGCUAAGCUCUGGACCUUUUGCACGUCCUCUGACGUACCGAAGACCAUGCUGUACCUAAAGAAAUACUUCACGGAGGGCCUUAUCCAGAUGGCCAUCCUGCUCAGCCUGGUUGGAGUGUGGGUUGACGUGGGACUGGAGCCCUACAUGACACAGGAGAUGAUCCUGGGUCCCACCUCGGCGCUGACCCAGACGCAGUUCCACAACCUCCGCAACCGCCUUGAGGACGGCCAAGACCUGCACCCCAAGAGUGUGGACCUGGACAGGUUCUUCACGUCACGAAGGCUGCUGGGCUGGGUCCGCUCUCUUGACAGACUACAGGUUCCACAUGCACAACUGGAAACAUGGCUGGCCCAGCGGGAGCCAGAUCCUCUCCCCAUGGCAUGUCCAGACCAGUCCUCCCCACUGGAGAGAGCACCUGCUGGGGUAGAAAGAGACCGAACUGCCCCGCCUGUGGAAUCCAGAGCUGCACUUGGUACCAUGCAGGAAGAAAAAGAGGAGGGUGAUAAAGAGGAAGGAGCAAACCAUGUACAUCAUCACAGUGGUCUUCUGGAGGAGAGAGGAGAGGAAGAGGAGCAAGAGGAAGAGGAGGAACACCUGGGCAGGUGGACAGAGGGAAGAGGAAGACUAGGGGGUUCCUACAGCCGUGCUAACAACAGAGAGCUAACUCAGAAUGAAGUAGACCAGACUUCUUUCUCCCUCCGGGAGUGUUUGAGGCUGUUGGAGGAAAACUUUCCCUUAACAGAAGAACAAGAGUUACGUGAUGUUGGUGGUAGAAGGGAAGACCAGGAGCAACAGCCACAAGGCAGGGAGCCCCUGCUGUCCCAUAUCAUCCCCACUGGUAACCCAUCCAUGGAGCUGGAGCUCCACUGGCAGGACCUGUUGGCUAUCAUGGAGCCUGAGAAUACAGACGUUGACAUACUGACUUCAUUUGACCACACCCAGAAUUCAAGAGCCGCUGGGACCCUUCAGUCUGUUGGGUCUGAAGCUCUACACCAAAAUUGUAACAACCAUGAGAACGGCAUAACAGAGGCUGAUCGGGAGGAAGUUUUAAUGGAGACUCCUCUGCAGCACGGUUUGUUGGGGCCUCCAAGGCAGUCAGAGGUAGAGCCAGCCCUGCUUCCUCUCACCCCCAGUGCAGACUUGGAUGACCACAGUUCUGCCUCAAACACAAGGGACACUUUGCAAAACUCUAAUGAGAAUCCCUCGCACAGUCUUCCAGACCACACACAUCUGCUUGCAGAAGAUCCUUCAGAAAACAUGGGACUAAAUGCAGAAGAUAACUCUAGUACCUUCAACAUAAAUCUACUAACACAAGGUCUUGGCGAUACCCUGGAAGGCAGUCCGUGUUCACAGUAUGCCCCCUCCCCUGAAAACCUUCCUAGCUUUGAUGUCAACUUUCAUUGGCGUGACUUGACACCGUCCGGUUUCACCCCAUCUCCAGAGGGGAAUGGUAUGACUCAAGACCGCCUGACAUCUCCCUCCAGUGUCUUUCUGGUUGACGAAGAGGAGGAUGGUGAUGAUGAGGAUGGCCUCCUUAGCCCACUUAGUGACCUCUUAGAGGAUGCUGCCAUCUUGGAUGAGAUGAGAUUGUUGGACCUGGCUCUGGAGGAAGGAUUCAGUCCUGAGAUGGCAGCCAAGCUGGAAGAGGAGGGCUUCCUUGACCGUGAAAUAUCCCAACAAGAAACCGGCAGAGAUGAUGACGACUCAGGCUCUAGCAUGGCAGUCCCAGAAGAUGAGGGUCAACCAAGAAGACCUCAGCAAGACAUCAAGGAUGAGACAGACUCCGACUCUGGUCUUUCUCUUUCUCUCAGCCACAGCCCUGCUUCUCCAUGUGCUUCUGAGGCCUCCUCUUACUCCUCUUCCUCAACCUCUUCUUCUUCUUGUGGGUCAGCUGUGGAAAGUCCCUUCUCUCAAGAUGAGGAUGAAGAGACGGAGGAAAUGAUUUUCGGUUCAGAUAUGGAAGUGGAGGUGACCAUAAAGCAGGAGGAUCUGGAAGAAGAGGAGAUGGGGGCAGUAGGAGGAGGGUACCCUGAAGAUUUUGGGAAACCCUUCCCUCCCAACUAUGGGGAUCACAAGCUGUUUAACGGCUCCCCUUGGCUGGAGCAUAUCGGCCACGAUCACACGUACAACCAGCCCUUGCCCCCCGCCUCCUCUCCAUCUCUGGGCAAGAUGCCCACCAAACACACCAAAUGCUUCUCGCGCCAUGACAACGUCAAGCCGUACCACCGCUCCUCUUCCAGACACAUCUCCGAGACCAAAAUGUGGAGCCGCGAUGAACGGCGUGCCCGAGCCGGGAAGAUCCCUUUCUCCAACGAGCUGAUAGUUAAUCUGCCAGUGGAUGAGUUUAAUGACCUAUUGGCCAAUUACCAUCUCAGUGAGGAGCAGCUUAUACUUGUCAGGGACAUACGGCGCCGUGGUAAGAACAAAAUAGCUGCCCAGAACUGCAGGAAGAGGAAACUGGACGUGCUGCUGGAACUGAAAGACAAUGUGUCAGGUUUGAGGCGCUACCGUUCGCGGCUGCUCCGAGAGAAACAGGAAGCCCUGAGGAACCUGCAGGAAAUGAAGCGCCGACUGGGCACGUUGUACCAGGAUGUCUUUUCCACGCUGAGGGACGAGGAGGGCAUGCCGUUGAAUGCUAUGGAGUACCUGCUUAAUUUUGAGUCAGAUGGUAGCGUCACCGUAGCUUCACGCCAACAAGGGGCAGCGCUGCCACUGAGAAACAACAGCAAGAAACAGAAGGACAAGAAGAAGUGAGGAGGUGCAUUCUGAUGCGGUGGUGUAUGAAGGAACACAGGAAUUAUUUAUCUGCUGUCAAUGGAAGAUGCUGAAAGGUACCAUGGAACCCUCACACGUCCUUACAGUGGCGUUUUUUUUCAAAGAAUUGGUGGCUGGCUGGAUGGACAGAGGAAAUCAAGGCAGGAAAAAAAGAGCAAGAAAACCUUUACUCCAGGAUGUGUUGCUAUCCAUUCUUCUUUAUGAACAUUUUCUACACUGGAAAAAACACAUGAGUUCAACAAUUGUUAAGCUCAAACAACUCUGAGGUAAAUCUAGGCUACUACAUAGUGGAAACAAAACAACAGACGCUAGUUGACCUGGGACCAGCGCUUUUGGUGCAUAGGCUAGUUCGAUGCCUAUGCACAAUCCUGCUGGAAAAUACUGAGUUGAACAAGCCAACAGACUGAUAGCACGCUGGAUCCUGGCCAUCAGCUAAUGUAGCCGAAUUAGCCGCACAAUCGCAGACACUACAAUGACUCUGGGCCACCAAGGAAGGGUUGCUGGUGCACAGGAAGGGAAGUGGUGAUCAUGCCCCCCUGAGCUGGUAGUGGUGCGGCAUCUCACUCAAAGACACUUCAGCAGGAUAAAGAAAAGGGUCAUGGGGGAUCAAACCUGUGUAUGUAGAGUUCCCAGACGGUGCAGUAACCACAGGCCACCUUGCUGCCAGAAUGAACCACGCUAUUCACCAAAAACUCCAAGACUCUAUGUACCGUCUCCAGCAGAGGCCUUUCAAAUAAAUGACGAGUAAAUGUGCCACCUUGGCCACUUUGCUUGGCUUCUUGGAAUACAUAACCUAGGAGAGACUUCACGUCUGGCAAUUUUUCUUGACCAUUACAAGUGCCACUCCUACAACCUGACUGAGUUUGGGGUUAGGUUUAGAGUGACUGAGGUAUUAACGACAAUUCACAAAUAGCAAAACCAUAGUGUCUAUAUAAGCUAAAAUUUUGGGGAUAGGCCUUUGGAGCCCCAUCCAUUUUCAGUCUGUUCUGAAUAUGAUUAAUUGACUUUGCAUUGACCCAUAUAUGUUGCCCGUAUUAUUUUUUUCUUGUGAAUUUUCUGAAAGCACGAUAGCAAGGGGUUUCACCUGUGCCUUCAACAUACGUUAUAGGUUUUAUGUAUAUUCAUCACACCUAUGUGACUGUGAAGCUGCGGAAAUCGUAUUGUCAACUUUAAACGUGGUGGGAAUCUGUAUUCCAAAUAUAGCUCAAGGGUAGGCCCAGGUGCAUGGGUACAACAAUUCAAGUUGUUAAGCUGUUAAUGUUUUCAGAUUAAAAUGUCAAAGUGUAUGUCAAAUGCCCCAAAUACUUGCCUGGCAAUUUUUUUUAUUUUUAUUUUUUACGUGAAUUGAUACUGUAAAAAUGACAGCUUUGGCCUUCAAAUACAUGUAACUCUGGAUUCAAACAUUU